AUGGAUAAAGCUACUUACCACUCAGUUCACGAGCAUACCUUAAACAGUAACUAUGGGUCGGCUACCAGUGCAUCACGUAUGCGUGGUCGUACGGGCGAUAUCCUCUUUGCCUUCUCACUUAUGACUAUUCCCAUGUCUAUCUUCUCGGCUCUCCUUCUCGGACUAAUAUUCUAUUUUAAAGUCACCCCCAACGAUUCGGCAUCACCAGAUUUUCGACUGGGUCAACCGAGCCAAGACAGUGUUAUCUAUGUCGACAUCAGCGCUACAACUUUGACGACCGUCGCGUCUUGGAGCAGUACGAUUGCUCCUAUCCUCGUCGGAUGCGCGAUAACACUGAUCUCCUACCCGGUUGCGAAACAGAUCUUGAGAGCAGGGCAAUCGGGCAAAACAGACCGACUACCUACGCCAUUCCAGCUGUCGCUGAUGCUGAAGAUGAUUACGAGUGGUUCGCCCCGGGCCCUUUGGAACUGGUGGCAGUAUAUUUGGGGCUGGCGGGGAAAGAAGGAAUCUCAGGGAAGGCCGAUGAGAUUGAUGACCUCGGUUCUUAUUCUUGCGCUGUUCCUCAGUAUAUUGGUCUUUGCAGCUGAUACAUGGUUUCACUUUACGACAAAGACCAUCAACUUGACCCAAUUUUAUCCUGUGACGAGCGCGUUGAACACUAGCGUAGGACUGAUCCCUACAUGUAUUGAUGUCAAUGAAACGACUUCACUGGGCUGUACUGCAGAUCGAGCUGCAGCUAAUUGGUUUCUCAUGAAUGGUCUUGACGCUCUGUCAGUAAUGACGAACAUCUCCACUACGAUGAGAAUCAACACUUUGUCGUCGGCAAACGAUAUUUUUACCUAUGUUGGCAAUCCCCCCAAAUCUGCUCUCAAUCCUGUCGACUACAUGUCUCAUACGUGGGGGAUUACAACGAAAUGUGCCCCGGUCACCACGCAAUGUGUUGAUCCAGAAAGAAUCGCUGGAAGCCACUUUCCAUACAAAUGCCCAUUUGCCAUGGAAGGAAUAAUGAACACAGACUCAAACACAGCAUCUAUCAAUCAGUAUAAAAUGAAUUACUUUACGAACUCAACCGGAGAAUCCAAUAGCACAUUGUCAACGAACCUCGCCAAUCCUUACUACUUCGCGACGAUUGCGGCAGUGAAUCAAAAUUUCGGCCACGGGCCAGCCUUCACAGCUGGCGAUCCAGAGGUUCUCAGCACUGUACAUGGUGCGGAUAUAAUUGGUCUGUUCUGCAACACCACAGUCUACGAUGUCGAAUACACCUCUAUCAAUGGGACAGUCACGCGCUUCAACGCCACACCUGCUAAUAGCACCCUGACCAACAUCAUCCAGGGUUCACAGCAGUACACCAAGGUUGGCGAUCCCAGCUUGAUUCAAGGUGCUAGCACUGGUGCUUUGCUCAGCACGUCUGCUCAAGGAAUAGCCGAUUACUUCGCUUUGACAUACAGCCAGAUUGCUCUAGGUGUAGCGACAGCGGCAUUUACUCCCCAACCUGCCAUACAAGCUCAACGACGUGAGAACAUGCUGGUGGCUAAGGUACCUAUCGCACCACUUGCCUGCUUGCUGAUCGCCAAUCUCUCGCUAGCACUGUUGGGGAUAAUCUUGGUAGUCAUUGCAGCUAUAGCAGCGAAGGGAGAAACGAGAGAAGUGCAAGCGAGAUUAAGUGUCGUGGGCCUUGUCGCUGCACAUUUUGAGGGGAGGCGGGCUGAGAGGGGCGUCGAGAAGGUGGAGGAUCUCUUCGAGGAGAGGGGUGGUAUCAAUGGAUCAGGACCGAGGGUGGGCGUGGUAAGAACUGAGGGUGGUGGAUGGGGCUUUAGUAUUUGGAGGAGUGGAUGA
Molecule: messenger RNA, 1836 nt
Organism: Cadophora gregata
Lineage: Eukaryota; Fungi; Ascomycota; Leotiomycetes; Helotiales; Ploettnerulaceae
Exons: 2
Coding region: 1-1836 (611 amino acids)
Source: RefSeq, a predicted model, not a curated record